ACACCACUUUUUAAAUUUUAAUUUUACAAGUAUGGUUGUAACAUGGUGCUUUAUUCUUACCGAGUGUGCGCCCUCAACAAAAACGCAUUUGGCGAAGCCGAAGCGGGUUAUUUUCAAAAUAUUUUUUUGCGUGUGGAGUUAAAGUUAUUUCUUGUCAACGGCGAUAUGCCAACCCGUAUCGGUCGUGGAGGGUAUGACAAACAACAACAUGGCAGGAGAAAGCCGACAAAUCCUCCCCGUCGGCGAAUUCCGGGUACAGGUGAAACAAACAAGAGUCUAACAAGUAGCCAUGUACAGUCUCCACAGAAGAAGCCUAAGAAAGCACGGCGAUUCAGACCUGGAACUAGGGCACUACUUGAAAUAAGGAAGUAUCAGAAAACAACAAAUCUAUUAUUAAGGAAGCUACCCUUUGCACGAGUUGUGCGGGAAAUUGCUUCAAUGUUUGGACAUGACGACCUACGAUGGCAAGCAAAUGCUAUUUUGGCAAUACAAGAGGCUGCAGAGGCUGUCCUAGUACAUAUAUUUGAAGAUGCAAAUCUGUGUGCAUUGCAUGCUAAGCGUGUUACAGUCAUGCCCCGAGAUAUUCAACUUGCAAGGCGGAUAAGGGGAAGGCAAGAGGGUCUGGGUUAGAUUGAUUUUGAAUUGUAUGAUAUGCAUAGUAGUUUGUAAAAGUUUUUAAAAUGUUUUAGUUAAUGGCAUUAAUGUUUUAAGAGGGUUUUGUUUUGUUCUUACAUUGUAAUUAUGCAGAGUAUUUUAGUAUGCACAAUUUUGAACCUUGGAAAAUAAAAUUUUUAAAAACGAAAUCCUAUCA
Anneissia japonica is the source of this 811-nucleotide messenger RNA. RefSeq names its product histone H3-like centromeric protein cnp1. Gene Ontology annotation, molecular function: DNA binding; structural constituent of chromatin; protein heterodimerization activity. Lineage: Eukaryota; Metazoa; Echinodermata; Crinoidea; Comatulida; Comatulidae. Bases 43 to 630 code for a protein of 195 amino acids. The record is from RefSeq and is a predicted model, not a curated record. Gene Ontology annotation, cellular component: nucleosome. The transcript is spliced from 5 exons.